AUGGGUUGGGCAAAUCCGGUGCCGAGACUCCCGCGGCCGGCGGCGAUUGAUAAAGCCAAGAAAGCUCGCGAUACCCUGGGUUCCAUCUACUCGUUUUAUGCAGCCAACCGCGAUUCGCUUGAAAGAGUUCCAUCCUUCAUGAGCGACUCCAGCAGGGACCUCCCAAUCAUCUUCCAAACCGACCCAGUUCCAACAGCAGAAGAGACAGAACAGUUGAAGAAGAACCUCUCUGAUCUCAUCAAAACACAAGAGAUUUUCAACCAAAUCCCAGAUCAGCAACGGCAGUUGAUGGUCGAGGCAGCCAAUGCCAGCACAAUCAAGCGCGCCGAAAACCGUGCCGCGAAAAAUUAA
Blastomyces dermatitidis ER-3 is the source of this 351-nucleotide messenger RNA. RefSeq lists its product as uncharacterized. The coding region runs from base 1 to 351 and encodes 116 amino acids. Lineage: Eukaryota; Fungi; Ascomycota; Eurotiomycetes; Onygenales; Ajellomycetaceae. The transcript is spliced from 2 exons. The record is from RefSeq and is a predicted model, not a curated record.